Peromyscus californicus insignis is the source of this 5240-nucleotide messenger RNA. It is a transcript of the gene Slc22a7, whose product is annotated as solute carrier family 22 member 7. Gene Ontology annotation, biological process: transmembrane transport. Gene Ontology annotation, molecular function: transmembrane transporter activity. Lineage: Eukaryota; Metazoa; Chordata; Mammalia; Rodentia; Cricetidae. The record is from RefSeq and is a predicted model, not a curated record. Gene Ontology annotation, cellular component: membrane.
GUCAUGGCUAAAGGAGAGUCAGGGUGUCCCUUUUCCUUUCCCAACAGUAUUGAGGCAGACAUUGAUGGUGAUGAGUAGAGAAUAUGCAGGCUCUGAAAACUCAGCCAGGAGCGAGAGGGAAAUAGUCUACAAGCCCAGUCUCAGCAGCUCACUACACAUAUACACACACACCUACAUACACUUACACACACACACACACACACACACACAUACCUACACACAUAGACUCAAUACACACACACACCUACACACACUCAAUACAUACAUACACCAACCUGCACACAUACAUACCUACAUACACUUACACACGCUCAAUAUACACAUAUACCCACAUACAUACACACACUUGCACACAUACACUCAAUACACACAUCUCCCCCCCCCCCCACACACACACACACACACACGUGCGUGCACUCCAAUUAAAGCUCUUAUCAGACUCGGUGCUUCAUACCUGUCAUCCAUAUCGUCUUGCGCCUCUAAACACUGUGGUCAUUGCCACCAUCAUUCUCAAUGACACUGGAGAAGAGCCCUGCCAUGUUGAGGGGGUCAGGGAAGAUGAAGCCAAGGUACAAAUUCCUCUCUGAAGAAAAGGCUUGCAGGUGUAGAUUUACCUAUAGCCAAGGUAUAAAGAGGGAGAGGUGACCACUGUGUUAUUUAUUCAAUGAUAAUAAUAGUAGUAGUAGUAUAACAAUAAAUCAAUCAAAUAAAAUGCCUGAGUUAGGCACUGCAGUUCUUGCCUUGAAUCCCAACACUUGGGAUGUAGAGACAAGAUCAUGAAUUCAAGGUCAUCCUCAGGAACAUAGUGAGUUUAAGGUCAACCUUGGCUACGAGAGACCCUGUCUCAAAAAAACAAAACAAAAACAAGAAAAACCACAAUAACUAAAUACAACGGCAGUGUGACGGUCCUGCUGAGACCUUCACUAGCUCCCAUUGCUGGAGGCGUGCGGUGGUGUGAAAGAAAAUGCCCCCCAAAGGGCGUGGCAUUAUUAGGAGGUGUGGCCUUGUUGGAGGAAGUGUGUCACUGUGGGGGUGGGCUUUGAGGUUUCCUAUGCUCAGGAUACCAUCCAGUGUCUAAGUUGACUUCCUGUUGCCUCUAAGAUGUAGGACUCUCAGCUCCAGUACUACAUCUUGUCUGCACGCCUCUAUGAUGAUAAUGGACUGAACCUCUGAAACUGUAAGCGAGCCGUCCCAGUUAAAAGUUUUCUUUACAAGAGUUGCUGUGGUCAUGGUGUCUCUUCACAGCAAUAGAAACCUUAACUAAGACAGGCGGAAAGUCCUGGUCUUCAGCUGAGGCUGUUUGACCUCCCAGGACUUAGCCCCUUUCCUCAGCCCACUCAUGACCCCUCUUCAACAGAGGCACACACACACUUUCCUCAGGUUUGUAACCUGGCUGAACCUUCCGUGGAUCCCCUACGGGCAGAAACUUGUCUGAAGCAUCUCUGCGUCCUGCGGAAUGCCUGAGAUGCAUUAGACUAAGCAAGCAUCUGUCCUUUUAACCCUGCACCAGCCCCUCUUUCCUGCCUAUCAGCACACACCAAACAACAACCCGACCAUCACCGUGUGCCUAUCAGCACACACCAAACAACAACCCGACCAUCACCGUGUGCCUAUCAGCACACACCAAACAACAACCCGACCAUCACCGUGUGCCUAUCAGCACACACCAAACAACAACCCGACCAUCACCGUGUGCCUAUCAGCACACACCAAACAACAACCCGACCAUCACCGUGUGCCUAUCAGCACACACCAAACAACAACCCGACCAUCACCGUGUGCCUAUCAGCACACACCAAACAACAACCCGACCAUCACCGUGUGCCUAUCAGCACACACCAAACAACCCCACCAUCACCGUGUGCCUAUCAGCACACACCAAACGUUGCAGAUCGAGUCCCUCUGAGCCAUCUCUGUGAGUGUCUGGGGCAGCCUGGAGCUGACUGGCACAGAUCCUGUCAGCAGCUCGGGUGUGUGGGACUGUGUUCCUGGGUUUCUUGGCUCUCUGGCUUUGUCAUUGUACAAACCCAACAGGUCCCCACCCUGUCUUUGGUUUCUUUAUCUGUUCAAAGUGGGAGAUAGAUCAAACAGUGCUUUGUAAAUUUUUAAAAAAUAUAGUAGAUCUUUUCUCAAAGAAUACCCAAGGGGGCUUUGGCAUUUGGGGAAUCAGCUUCAGUGUCUGUUAUUUUGAUGAAACACCAUGACCAAAAGCAACUUGGGGAGGAAAGGGCAUAUUUCACCUCUAUGUUGUAGUUCGUCACUGAAGGAAGUCAGGACAGGAACUCAAACAGGGCAGGAUCCUGGAGGCAGGAGCUGAUGCAGAGGCUGUGGAGGGGUGCUGCUUACUGGCUUGUUCAGUCUGCUUUCUUAUAGUUAUAGAACCGAGGGCCACGUGUGCAGGGAUGGCACCACCCACAAUGGACUGGGCCCUCCCUCGAUCAGUGAUUAAGAAAAUGCUCUACAGACUUCCUGCCUACAGCUUGUAGCUAGAGUUUUCCUGCCUGGCCCACAGUCAGGAUAAAUCUCUCUCACCUGCCAGCCCCACAGCCUCUCAGACCCGACCAAGUAAACACAGAGACUUAUAUUGGUUACAAACUGUAUGGCCGUACCAGGCUUCUUGCUAACUGUUCUUACAGCUUAAAUUAAUCCAUUUCCAUUAAUCUAUACCUUGCCACGUGGCUCGUGGCUUACCGGCAUCUUCACAUGCUGUUUCUCAUCAUGGCGGCUGGCAGUGUCUCUCUGACUCAGCCUUCCACUUCCCAGCUUUAUUCUCCUCCUUGUCCCACCUACACUUCCUGCCUAGCCAAUGGCCAAUCAGUGUUUUAUUUAUUGACUAAUCAGCAACACAUUUGCCAUACAGAACAUCCCACAGCAACAGCUGAUAGAUAUUAUGAGACAUUUUCUCAGUUAACUCUAGCUUGUGUGAAGUUGACAUAAAACUGGCCCAGUAGAUGAGAAUCAGUGGAGCUUCUCGAAGGUGCUACAUGGAUUCUUGGCAACUGGGGAAAACAGUACUCCAACGGGUCAUCUGGGAUGAUCUUGAGGAGAGGCAGAUUGGAUGGCCAAAGAGUGUUCCUGAGACCCCAAGAGGGGCCAGCACAGUCCCAGGGGUGACUUAGGUUGGGGCAUCCACUCCAGACAUGGGUGAGGGGUAUAAGGAAAGCUUGGGGGGUUCAGCAGAUGGCUCCCUUACGUAAGUGCAGCCCUCAUCCCGAAUCCUGGGCUGUAGGCCAAACUAUGCUGUGACUGCAAACAGACAAGAUUGACCUAAAGCUUCACAGGACAAAGGCCAUCCAGGACAACAGGUGCUGUGUCCAGGGCACCUCCUCCUCUAGAUGGCCUUGACACUAUAAUAAGUAGCUAGGGUCCCAGUGCCUUCUUGGCACCCAGCUACCCUCCUAUGUUGGCCCUUGGCUCUCUUGCCUGGCUUCUGAGGUCCACCGUAUGAAGGCCAGAUCCAUGGACACCGUGACCUCUGAUGGAUGGUAGCCCUUUCCCGUUGGCAGUAGGCUAGUAAUGUAAGAUCCCUAGAAGUGUGGAUGAUGGGGGAGGGCUCAGGCCUGGGCCAGCCCCUGAGGGCUGGAUUCUGGCUACAGACUCUCCACUCAUCAGUACAACCCCUUCCACUUCCAGAGUCCAAAGGUCCAUGUGGUGAGCAGGUUGAGCUGUGCUAGACACAACAGAGGGACCUCUGGUGGGUGGGCAGCAUGGGCUUUGAGGAGCUCCUGGACAAGGUGGGUGGCUUUGGUCCCUUCCAGCUACGGAAUCUGGCACUACUGGCCCUGCCCCGAGUGCUGGUACCCAUGCAUUUUCUCUUGCCCAUCUUCAUGGCCUCCGUGCCUGACCACCACUGUGCCCUGCCUGGUGCCCCUGCCAACCUCACUCACCAGGACUUGUGGCUGGAGGCCCAUCUACCCCGGGAGACUGAUGGCAGCUUUACCUGCCUCCGUUUUGAGCAUCCCCAGCCUCUCCCCAAUACCACCUUGGGGACAGAGGCACACGGCUCUGGGAAGCCCGAGGAUGAGCCCUCCACAGUGCCCUGCUCUCAGGGCUGGGAGUACGACCACUCAGAAUUCUCCUCCACCAUUGCAACUGAGUGGGAUCUGGUGUGUGAACAGAGAGGACUGAACAAAAUUACAUCCACCUGCUUCUUCAUCGGUGUGCUGCUGGGGGCUGUGGUGUACGGAUACUUGUCGGACAGGUUUGGCCGGCGCCGGCUUCUACUGGUGACCUACGUGAGCUUCCUGGUGCUGAGCUUGGCAUGUGCAGCCUCAGUCAACUAUAUCAUGUUUGUCCUCACCCGCACCCUCACUGGCUUAGCCCUAGCUGGGUUCACCAUCAUUGUGUGGGGUUUUAAAACAGGGGCUGGAGAGGUGGCACCUGGAAUCUACAGCCUGCGAGCUCAGGAGGUAGAGGUGACUUGCAAGACUUUCUCCCCUAGGUGGGUACCUGAGUCUGCACGAUGGCUUCUAACCCAGGGCCGUGUGGAGGAGGCCCAGACAUACUUGUUCCGCUGUGCCACGCUCAAUGGGAAGCCUGUGGGUGAGGACAGCCUGAGCCAGGAGGCCCUGAACAAAGUGGUCGCCAUGGAAGGGGGGCAGCAAAGACCCUCAUACCUAGACCUGUUCCGAACACCGCAGCUCCGGCAUAUCUCACUGUGUUGCAUGGUGGUGUGGUUUGGAGUGAACUUUCCCUACUAUGGCCUGACUCUGGACGUGUCCGGGCUGGGGCUGAACGUGUACCAGGUGCAGCUGAUGUUCGGGGCUGUGGAGCUGCCUGCCAAAGUCACAGUCUACUUCCUUGUACAUUGCGUGGGACGCCGCCUCACGGAGGCUGGAAUGCUGCUGGGGGCCGCUCUGACCUUUGGCAUCAGCCUGCUGGUGUCCUUGGAGACCAAGUCCUGGAUCACUGCUCUGUUGGUGUUGGGAAAAGUGUUUUCUGAAGCUGCUUUCACUACAGCCUACCUGUUCACGUCUGAGUUGUACCCUACUGUGCUCAGACAGACGGGAUUGGGGAUCACUGCACUCCUGGGCCGGCUAGGGGCCUCUUUGGCUCCACUGGCGGCCUUGCUGGAUGGAGUAUGGCUGAUGCUGCCCAAAUUUGUUUACGGGGGAAUUGCCCUGCUGGCUGCCUGCACUGUACUCCUGCUACCUGAGACAAAGGCAGCCCAGCUGCCAGAGACCAUCCAGGAUGUGGAAAGAAAGAGUAUUCAGGAAGAAGAUACGCCGAUCCAGAACUGA